Suncus etruscus (white-toothed pygmy shrew) is the source of this 948-nucleotide messenger RNA. Its product is annotated as mas-related G-protein coupled receptor member X1-like. The record is from RefSeq and is a predicted model, not a curated record. NCBI's taxonomy places the organism in Eukaryota, Metazoa, Chordata, Mammalia, Eulipotyphla, Soricidae. Gene Ontology annotation, biological process: G protein-coupled receptor signaling pathway. Gene Ontology annotation, cellular component: membrane. The transcript has a single exon. Gene Ontology annotation, molecular function: G protein-coupled receptor activity. Bases 1 to 948 code for a protein of 315 amino acids.
AUGCCUGAGAUCCUCUGGGACAACUCAAGAGUUUUGACAGAAGGGAAUGAUGGCUCCUUAUUCAAACAACCCAACAAUAACUAUGAUUUCUCGAAGUAUUACCGUUUGGACUGGAUUGUGUCCUAUGUUGUCUUUACAGUCAUUGAACUCUGUGGCUUGGUGGGAAAUGGAAUUGUCAUCUGGCUUCUGGGUUUCUGCCUGAAGAGAAACCACUAUGGCAUCUACAUCCUCAACUUAGCAAUUGCAGACUUCAUCUAUCUCUCAUCAGCUAUUGCUAAUUAUACAUUUCUGCAGAGAUACAUUCCUGACCAUUUGUUUUUGUUUAUAGAGUCACUUGAAGUGUCUUCAUACUUGGUGGGUCUGAGCCUGCUCAUGGCCAUUAGUGUUGAUCGCUGUGUCUCAGUCAUCUGGCCCAUCUGGUACAAAUCCCACCGCCCAGUACAUCUCUCCACCAUUGUGUGCACCAUUGUUUGGGUUUUCUUUAUUAUUAUUUACUAUUUAAUAACAGUUUUAGUUGAACUUCACUAUGGUAUAUGGUUUAUAUCUGGAAUCGUGUCCCUUCCAACUAUCCUGGUGCUUCUUGUAUCCAGUCUGACUCUGUUCAUCCGGGUCCAGUGUUACUCCAAACAGAGAAAGCCCGGGAGGCUCUACUGGACCAUCCUGCUCAACGUGCUGGCCUUCCUACUGCUCAGUGUGCCGAGAGGAGUUUAUUUAGCCUAUUAUUUCUCAACGUUCUCAAGUAUCCCUUACAUAUGGGAAGUGGUAGUAAUGAUCCUCCUCUCUGCUGUGCACAGCACAGUCAACCCCAUCAUUUAUUUCUUUGUUGGACAAUAUGGGAGGCAGCGAGGCAGAAAAUAUCUCCGAGAAGUGCUCCAGAGGGCGCUGACAGAUAAUACAGAAGCUGAGGAGAGAAGAGCACCAUCCUCACACAGAAUAUGUUGUCCCUGA